AUGGUUGCGGCGAGUCCUUUUUUCCGAGGGACAUGGACGUUGAAGAGGUUUAACGCUACCAUCAUCAACGAUGUAUGGCCAGAGGUCGCUUUCUUCUCUUUGGUUGCAUCCAUGGUCUGCUUAGUUUCAAAAAAAACUGAGCAUCAUCUUGGGAUCAACAAUCAGCUUUUGACUGUAUUGGGUACGGUUCUUGGUUUGGUUAUUUCAUUCAGAACAUCUUCAGCAUACGAGAGGUAUCGUUGA
This is a messenger RNA of Laccaria bicolor S238N-H82, 243 nucleotides long. RefSeq lists its product as uncharacterized. Lineage: Eukaryota; Fungi; Basidiomycota; Agaricomycetes; Agaricales; Hydnangiaceae. The transcript has 2 exons. Gene Ontology annotation, molecular function: chloride channel activity. The record is from RefSeq and is a predicted model, not a curated record. The coding region runs from base 1 to 243 and encodes 80 amino acids.